UUAAUAACAAAUAAAGUCUAUAAAAAUGAAUAAUGUGGCUCACGACUAUGCAAAAAUCAUACAGAGCGCCGAUCUGGAAAAGGAGAUAAACCCGCUCUGCACGAACAUCGACGAUAUGUUGGCUAGACUGGAUGAAUUUGAAACUUUAUUGGCUUCGGUGCGUGCCGAGUCCAAUGGAAUGAUGGCUAAUAACGUCUGCAGUAUCCUAGCAUUUAGCGACAAUUUUGACCAACUGCGAAAAAGGAUCGACAGCUUGGAGCAGUUUGUGGGAUGUGUCAGUGCCAACUUGGGAGAAGUGGAAAGAGCUGUGGACAUUUCCGAGGAGGAGCUUCACGUUACGGAUUACAGCAUCAAGGGUUUACUGAUAAAGCCCUUAAAAGCAAAACUAGCUGCCAGCGAUUCAUCCAGUUCCUCCGGCCAACCCAGAACUAACCUCGUCGAGGGCAAGUUCCAGCCUUUCCAAAUCUACAAAUCGGAUGAUUAUUUUGGCAAGGUGGAAGAGGAAACCCCGGCAGAGAUGAUACUUUCAGGACAAUUAGAAUAACAAGAUAGGUUUUUUUUGUUUAAU
This is a messenger RNA of Drosophila bipectinata, 568 nucleotides long. RefSeq names its product biogenesis of lysosome-related organelles complex 1 subunit 4 (gene Blos4). Lineage: Eukaryota; Metazoa; Arthropoda; Insecta; Diptera; Drosophilidae. The record is from RefSeq and is a predicted model, not a curated record. Gene Ontology annotation, cellular component: BLOC-1 complex.